AUGUGGUGCAUUGUCUGUUAUAGGUGUCACUAUCUGUACCAUAGUGGCUGGCAUUUUAUCCAACCAAGGGCAACAGAGGAUGAACUUCAAUAUAUUGUUCCCUCUGAGGGCUACUCAACCACAUUCAUAUGCGAUAGUCCUUCUAAGGACUACCAAACCACACUCGUAUGCAACUGCCCUCUUAAGGACGAACAGGUUACCUCAACACUGCCAUCUGUGAUCGUCAUUCUUUGUGAACGCCGGUGCAGUCCUCUUACGGGUAACUGGCUUAACUCGCCCUGUUCUUUAUUACGCUACUUAACUGAAAUUCUGCCAUGCCUGUCCAUCAGGUGUCUGUUUCAUCUGAAAAAUGGUUCUGUUUGUGCUGCUCACCACCGUUGUAUGCAAUAUUCUUAUUUUCUUGGGCAGUACAAAUUUAAAAAAUUUGGUGGCUUUAAAAUUGAUGAAGUGCUAAAAGAAAUGAAACGAGCAAAGAAAUUGAAAUGUGUGUUGUGUAAGAAGUCAAAGCUUAAUGGUGGUGCCUCAGCUAAAUGUGGUUACUAUUAUUGCAACCGCUCAUUCCACUAUUAUUGUGCGCAAACUAAUGACAAAUGUUUUGUCAGGCGAAUAUGCAUCAGACGUCAAAAAUCUAGUCGUCCAAUAAUUCUCUACAGAAUUUUCUGUAGUAAAGAGCAUGAAAAAAAGUGUCUUGACAGAGGAGCUUUAUUUCAAGAAGCAUUCAGUGGUUUAGACUCUUAUGAUGAUGAUGAUGAUGAUGAUGAUAUAAGUGAUUCUUCUGGUGAAAAUCAAUGUGUACAAGGUUCAGUAAAUCUUUUGGACCAAAAAACAUCCAAACUUACUGGACAGCAGCAAUCUCUGACAGAUUUGACCUCACAAGCAGCAGCAUCUUUAAAUAAAGCUGACUCUUUGCUAUCGAAUGGUUAUAUGCAGGUGCAAGAUCAGAAGAAACAAGCUGCUCAACCUGAAGUAUAUUCUGAGGAAACUCUCAUCAUAGAAAAUGAACUACUUUUGCCAAGUUCUGAAUUCACUGGGAGAAAUACUUUAGAAUAUCAACACCAGAACAAUUCCAAUGACUCACUGGAGAAUGGGUGUUCUGAUGUUGAAUCAUUGGCUCAGACAGAACCGACUUUGAUCAGUUUAAAUUCUACCCCACCAGAAAUUCGGGUCAGUCCAGAUGAAGAAGAAGAAAAUGGUCCUGUUAAUCUUCAAGUGGAAACUCUUUCUGUAGAUUUGACAAAUUGUACACAACCAUCUUCACCUCAUAUCACUUCUUCUCAAGAACAAGAAACAAUGGUUUUAUGCAUUUGUCGGAAUAAGAAAUGUGACCUACAAAGCCAGUCUCGCAUAUUACGAAUUUGUAAAAACCGAUACCAAGCUUCAAAAAUGAAUAUUUUCUUCUGGCAUGACAUUAUGCCACCUAGUUUCAAGCCAGAAUAUUUGCCAUAUUUUUUUCUGGAUAUUGUAGAGUGUCUCAGGUUAAAGAUGUAUGAAGUCUUCUUUACUCUCUUGUUCAGAUUUGAUCAAAAACAUUCAGAAAAAUUUCAGUAUUUGAUUGAUAUUGAAGAUGAUUCAGUGAUUAAAGAACAAGAAGAUAAUAUUUGGACAACAGUGGCUAGUUAUCUGAAGAAAGCAUCUCUUGAUAGUGCCAAAUUAAACUUCUGUGUUAUACUCAAAAUUGUGCCUUCUCAAACAACAUGCGACAAUGGGAAUCUUUCUCAGACAGAAAAAUGCAAGAAAAGGCUUGGAGAUGUAUCAGAAGUUGUUAAUGCAGAAAAGAGAGCUAAAUUUUAG
Messenger RNA from Acanthosepion pharaonis, 1791 nucleotides. Lineage: Eukaryota; Metazoa; Mollusca; Cephalopoda; Sepiida; Sepiidae. The record is from the annotation of a GenBank genome assembly.